AACAUUUGUUCUACUCUUAAUAGGGUGUUAAAAGAUUAGUUUUAAAGGAAACAUAAGACAAGCCAGUAUGAACUAGACCAGAUGAAGACCAAGCUGGAGAGGAUAGAACGAGAGAGGAAUGAAUACAAACAGCAGAGUGAGAAACUGGAGAAUAGGCUGGCAGAAGCAACUGCGGACCUAGCAGAGGAACACUCAGCAUCCACACAGUCCUCCGAGAUGUUGGAGGCAGAGACGUCAGAAAGGAUGAGGUUGGAAAAAGACCUAAAAGAUCUCCAGUCCAAGUACACAGUGCUGAAGCGGCAUGGAGAGAAGAUAGAGAUGGAGCUCACUCAGGUCCAUCUCUGGCAGGCCCAGUCAUUGGAUGGGGAAAUAGAUGGAGAAGACAUGGACGGUGAUGGAUCCAUCUAUAAGGAGAGAUACGAGAGGAUUGUCAGAGAACUCAACUUCACCAAGAAACGAAUGACAAAGGAGCAUGAGGACGAGAUGGAGUUGGAACACAAUGCCAGGAAGGCUGCCGAGAAAAGGAUUCAUGAGGCCCUUGAAGAUGGAGAAGAUUUGAGACGGCAGCUCACUGCAGCGAAGAAAAAGUCAUCUAGACUUGCUACAGAGAUGCAGGAUAUUAAGCUCCAUCUAGAGGAACAGAUCACCCGAAACAAUGAACUGGAGCGUAAACAACGCAGGUUUGACUCAGAGUUAAGCAAGGCAAGUGAUGAAGGAAAAGAUGAGCGAACUAGUCGUGAGAAAUUACAGCGCGAAAAGGAUCAUCUAACAUCUGAGCUGUACACAAAGGAUCAGGAGAUAGAGAGACUUCGCCUUGAUUUGGAAACACAAACAGAAAAGGCAAGUCGUUUAGACCGUGAGCUGAUGGACAUUACUCUGACAAGUACCAAGGGAACUGAUAAGGAGGUGAUGUCACUCAAGAAAUCUAAACACGAGUUAGAGAUGAAAGUAAAAGACCAAGAGGAAGAGCUUGACGACCAGGCAGGCCAGAUACAGCAACUCGAACAGACAAAGACAAGACUAGAGAUGAACCUUGAGCGAUUACGACAAACACACAUGAAAGAAUUGGAGGAAAAGGAAGAAGAAAUGCAGGAAAAUAGAUAUGCCACACAGAAAAAGUUAAAACACAUGGAGAACCAAAUGGAGGAGGAAUAUGAGGAUAAGAAACGACUACAAGCUGAAAAACGGGAUGUGGAGAGACAGCUUCAGGAGAUUAACGCCAGCAGGUCUCAUCGUGAUAAAGAUGGAGAGAAGCGUUUGAGACUUGAACUAAGGAAGACCAAGGCCCUACUCCGAGAUGCUGAGACUGUCCUUCAAAAGAUGAGAGGCUCUGAGGGAACAAAAGCAAUCAUCAAACAACUUAGAAACAGGCUUGAAGAUUCAGAGUUUACAGCAGCAACAGCCGUCAAAGCCAAGAAAACCAUGGAACUGGAGAUACAGGACCUUCAACAACAACUGGAUGAUUUGUUUAAAGCCAAGACAGAGGCAGACAAUAAAGCGAUGGUACUAUUGCGUGAGAAGUCAGACUUACAGAGCCAACUAGAAGAGAAUGAGGAGGACAUGAAUGAUAUAUUGAAAAAAUACAAAACAGUUGUACAUCAGCAAUCAGUGGACCAGGUAACAUUGUCUGACCAACUCCAGCAGAUUGAUGAAUUGACAACAGAUAAAGAAAAGUUACGACAGGAGAUGUCAGAACUUCAGAUGAAGGUUCAGACACUGGAAGAGACCAGCGUAGAUAAGAACACAGUACAACGUCUCGAGAGCAAGAUACGUGACCUUGAAAACAGACUUGACCUUGAGCAGACUACCAAACAUAGAGUAGAGGUCCAGCUAAACCGUACCAAAGAGUCCCUAGAUAAAGCCACGGAGGACAAGAGAAUUACAACAGCAUCCAAACAACAGACUGAUGAGAAUCUGAAGAGGACACAGCGCCAACUUCGUGACCAAAGAGAGGAGUUCUCUGAUGCACAGAAACGUGAAUUGGAGAGCUCACAAAAAAGCAAAGAAUUAGAAAAUAAAGUGUCGGAGUUAGAAUCAGAUUAUGAACAAAACCAAUCUGACCUGAAACUUGCCUUCAAGAGGAUAUCAGAUCUACAAGCUGCUCUGGAGGAAGACUUGGACAGUGGUGACAGUCUUCUGGGUUCAGACGAUGAGGACGAUUCUGAUGCUGAUUCUGAUAUGGAUUCCAUGUAUUUAACCAAUCAUAAACCUCCUUCAUUAAUACGACACCAUGGUAUCGGCAGUCCACGUUCCAGUUCUCAUUCCGCAGCCAGUAGUAUAGGCAGUCCCAGAUCGCCUAGUGUUUCAGAAUCAUCAAGUCAUGCAUGACACUAACAGGUGUGAGAGGGCUAUGUGCAACUACCAGCUUCACUGCGGCUUGUGAAGUGGAAGAUGUCAAAGGUCAGCAUAGGUCAAUUUCCUCAAGGUCAGCUGCUUGUGGAUAUAUUGCCUGACCUUGACAUGAAAAAAUGGCUACUUAACUGUGAUAUAGAAAUCAUGUAACAGACAGAAUCAGGUGACCUAAUGCCACUGUACAAAGAUUCCUGUAAGUGCUCUGUCUAACCAACUGACAGAAAAUCAUGUGAUACAAAAGAGUUCUAUGAUUGGUUUAUUCAUUCAAACUUCUUGACCAAUGAUUGUGAAGUUUAAAUUCCUGGAAUGUGCUCACCUGCCAAGGCAACAUUUGUUUACUUGGACAGGAAAUGAUUUCUUGGAUAAGAUAUUGGCUAGGACUGUGCUUGCCUACAUGGACAGGAAACAUUUUCUGAGAUGAAUUUGAAGUUGUGCUGUGCCGCUACCAGACAUUAAAUAACCUGGAUUGGGAUUACCUUUAUCAACCUAGACCAGGAGAAAUCCUGUGCUUAGUUGUACCACCAUAUUUACUUAUAUUGAUAUAGACGAUUGUCCUUAUAACAAUUAUCUACUGGUAAAUAUUUGUGUGGUCCUGUUAAGAUGGCAUCCACAUAUCUCUACUAUCUAGCCAUACAUGACAGGGUAUUUCUAAUUCUGGGUGCUAAAGGGUAACAUGUGAUCUGGACACCGAAAACAACAGGACAAUUCCUCGAUCUCUGUCCAUCCAAUUAGUCCAUCCACCAGCCUGAAAUAAGAAACCAUUUAAUGUUUUACAAUUACCAAAAGAUUUACAUCUAUCCGCUUGCCAGCUCCCCUGAAGCUAAUUUCGUGGAUUAGCAGCCUAGCAUUUUAUUGGUGAGGUAGUACUGACUUUCUGUAGUGGGGAUGACACAGUUCAUUUCUUCAUCUUGUAUUCAUUUCACCAAAUAUACUGUGUGGUAUGAUGAUCUCUCAUUUAAUAGGACAUGUAAUUUGAAUUUCCAGACUCCAAGAGUUUAUGGUACAUGUGUUUUGGUUACAUGCAUAUCAUACUAUGGUAACAUGUAUGUCGUAACUAUGGUGACAUGUAUAUUGUAAUUAUGGUAACAUGUAUGUCAUAACUAUGGUGACAUGUAUAUCGUAACUACGGUAACAUGUAUGUCUAGACUAACCUGGAAGUGCUAUGUAGAUUUAGGUUGUAGAUGAGUUGGGACCAAUCUGUUUCCUUAUCUGCUCAUCUCAUGCAUGUUUUAGUUAGAUAGUUUGUGUUUAACUUUCAACCAGAUGUUCAAAUUAAUUUAUGAAAUUAUGUACAUGUACAUAUAAAUAUGUAUUUGUUGAGAUCAUUAAUCCAAAACUAAAUCAAAUGUAGUCGAAAGUCACCAAAAUAUUUUUGUAAUGAUGUAGAAAUUUAUUUGAACAUGUCUCUUUUGGAUGUACAUGUUGUUAAGGUAUUACUGCUUGUCUAGGCUGUAUCACUUGGUCUCUUACUGCCAUGCUCAACACUAGCCAGAUAUACCUAUAAAUUACCACUGGUAAGAGUAGGUCUACAGAGCUUACUCUCAUCAAUAUUGAAAUCUAUGAACUUUAGUGUGUGUAUAUUGUGGUUUGUGGAAAAUAUCAGUCUCAAUAUGAGACCAGAAGUAGACUCCUAGGUGUGAAAUUGUUUAUAUAUACAAAGUUACUGAUUCUUGCAAUAAUUACAGACAAAUAUGAUAGGGUUCUGCCUAGUUACCAUAAUUUAUUCUGUGGUCAUUCAAGUGUUUGACACUCAUUUCCCUGUCAUGCAAAGGUUUUAUUUGGUUCACUGAAGUUGAGUAUAUGUACUUGGAUGAAAUGGUUAAACUUGAAUAGAAACCAACAGGUACAGAGGGACCAAGACCUACUUAAAUAAAGUUUGGCAACAUUUUAGAAUUUCUGCAUGAAAAAAAAAUGUUAUGACAUUCAAUACCUGUGAAAAAAGAAUACACUAGGGUUUUGGUCUGUUGUUUUUUGUUUGAAAAAGAAUUUCUAAAAUUUUGCAUUUUAAACUUUACCAAUUUUGUUUUCUGGACACCUGGAACAGGUGUAUUUACCUAUGUACCUAGCCACCAGGAUGACUAGUUUACACACAAGCUGCCAAAUCAUACUUAGUAGCAUAUUUACUGCUUGACUAAUUAUAGAAUGGUUCAAGUGACCAAUUCAUUAUCAAGAUUACUAAUGCAAUCUUCUAUAUAUUAUAAAAGUUAAUAUAUUUUUUAAUGAAAACAAGCUGUUUUAUCAAGUUCACUAAUUAUUCAAUACAUAUUGAUGAGUUACUUUUGAAAUCUUUUGAAAUAUAUUGCUUGUGUAAAAUAUAGCACAGAAUUUUAUUCCAUUCGUUUCUAAAUACUGUUAUCUCUAUCUGUUAAUCUAUUUAAUAUUACAUUUGAGCUUUAUGUUAUCGGGUUAUUGUGUUCUAGCUUUACAAGGAGAGUAGUAUUGCUGACAAAUGGUUGCUAUAUACACAGAGUAAACAGAGUAUAUUGUAUAGAAUAUUCUAUCAUAUAUCAAUUUAUAUGAAGAAAACAUAAAAUUAUAUCUUAAAUCACACCUCAGUUAUGAUGAUUGAAGGGUGAAUUGCCAAAAUCCUAACAUAGCAGUAAACAUGAUUAUCUCCCUUGUAGCAUAUGACGAAACCUUUUUUCAAACUGAUGUUCAUGUUUUCAUGAUUUUAAACUAAAAUUUAUUUUGUUACAUUCUUCAAAUUCUUAUGCUUUGGGUUGAAAUAAAUUUUUCAUUUUAAUGAUAUUAGUUCCACAAGCAAAAAUGUGCAAAAAUCAACCUGAUUUCAGUAAAAUUAGCCAAUCAUGGAAAUUCUUGGAGAUAAUUGUAUAAAUUUGUGUUAGAUAAGCUGUUUGAUUGGCUGUUAUAUAGUAUGUGUGAACUCAGCAUCUCAAACAUGGACACAAAGUGUUAUAAGGGGAUUAGUAAACAUUUCAUCUGUCAGUAUCUACAUUUAAAUCUGACCUGUUUCUCACAUGUUAUAUUUAAAUCUCAUUACCUUUCAUCUAGUUAUCAGGUGUAAAUUUUUAAAGUUAAUUAUUUGAUAUGCAUUUAAAUAAAACAGAAAUAUUCUGCAAA
Molecule: messenger RNA, 5433 nt
Organism: Ylistrum balloti
Lineage: Eukaryota; Metazoa; Mollusca; Bivalvia; Pectinida; Pectinidae
Product: unconventional myosin-XVIIIa-like
Exons: 19
Coding region: 82-2328 (748 amino acids)
Source: RefSeq, a predicted model, not a curated record